AGUUGCGGCAUGACUCUUUGAUUCCCACUACUCGAUUCUUUCAUUCCAUCACUUAUUUCAUUAUCUGUUUUCCAAUUCCCUCUCCAUCACAACCAUAUUGAGCUUCAGCAAACAGAAGAUCCAACGCAGAAACUGGAAUGAAGUGUUGAUUGUUUUUUAUUUUAAGGACCGGGAAGUGGGUAUCCCUGGUCCAUAGGAUCUGAUUUGGUGCACACUACGUUGUACACGUUCGUUUCUUGAAAAGCUCAAGUUUCCAUGUCAAUUUCUGAGAAGCCAUCUUCAUCGUUGACGUCUAUAGCUGCUCGAGAAGUUGAUCCGUUGUUGCAGGAUUUGAAUGAAAAGAAGCAGAGCUUUAGGCGCAACGUGGUGUGGUUGGCGGCAGAGUUGAAGGAGCUUCGUAGUCGCUUAGCGUCGCAGGAACAAUCGUAUGCCAAAGAAUCUCUAACAAGACAGGAAGCAGAGACAAAUGCCAAGAACAUGGAAUUGGAAAUUGGCAGGUUGGAGAAGAAUUUGGAAGAAAAAAACGAGCAGCUUCAGGCUUCAGCCUCCUCUGCUGAGAAGUAUCUAAAGGAGUUGGAUGAUCUUAGAUCACAGCUUGUAGCAACGAGAGCAACUGCUGAUGCAAGUGCUGCCUCGGCUCAAUCAGCGCAGCUCCAAUGUUUAGAACUAAUAAAAGAAUUAGAUGAAAAAAAUGGUUCACUAAAAGAGCACGAAGAUCGUGUCCAAAGGCUAGGGGAACAACUAGACAAUUUACAGAAGGAUCUUCAGGCAAGGGAAUCUUCACAAAAGCAAUUGAAAGAUGAAGUUUUUAGAAUUGAGCACGAUAUUAUGGAGGCUCUUGCAAAAGCUGGAGAGAACAAGAAUUGUGAACUGCGGAAAAUAUUAGAUGAGGUUUCUCCUAAAAAUUUUGAGAAGAUGAAUAAGCUUCUAGGUGUUAAGGAUGAAGAAAUAGCAAAACUUAAGGAUGAAAUUAAGAUCAUGUCCGCUCACUGGAAGCACAAGACUAAGGAAUUAGAGUCACAGUUGGAGAAGCAGCGGCGUGUUGAUCAGGAGCUGAAGAAGAGGGUGCUGAAGUUAGAAUUCUGUUUGCAGGAAGCACGUUCCCAGACACGAAAACUCCAAAGGAUGGGUGAGCGACGGGACAAAGCUAUAAAAGAACUGAGAGAUCAAUUAGCGGCAAAGCAACAAAGAGAAGUUGUGGCUGCAGAUAAGCAAAAUCAUAAUUUCUGGGACACUUCUGGGUUCAAAAUCGUGGUCUCUAUGUCCAUGCUGGUCUUGGUCAUAUUUUCGAGGCGGUGAAACCAUUCCCGUAUUUAAAACAAUUCUUGUAUAUAGAGGUACCUAUAUACCUUAAAAUUCUAGAGUCGAGAGAAAUUGUAUAAACCAUUUUGCGCUGUAGAAACGCAGUUUUAUAGAUACUCUAGCUUUAGCUUGUACAAUAUGUAAGUGUAGCAUCAGGAUUCAAAGGCAUUUUUGCGGUGCUCUGCAAAACUACACUGCUGUGGUUGCAUUUAUUUAUUACUAUUUGUUGGCUAGUUGAGGCUAGUUCAUACAUUUAUCUGCAAAAAAGGUGAUAUGAUGGCUCUUUAGCGUGUCCAUAAAAUAUCAUGCUGAUGCUGGCUAGAAUUGUUGUGGGCCUCGUUCACAAUAAUUUUAUGUAUGAGCCACUUAAUAAUGUGAUUUAUAUU
Molecule: messenger RNA, 1688 nt
Organism: Cajanus cajan (pigeon pea)
Lineage: Eukaryota; Viridiplantae; Streptophyta; Magnoliopsida; Fabales; Fabaceae
Source: RefSeq, a predicted model, not a curated record